Zymoseptoria tritici IPO323 is the source of this 1140-nucleotide messenger RNA. It is a transcript of the gene LEN2, whose product is annotated as lipolytic enzyme/sugar transporter. Gene Ontology annotation, molecular function: phosphatidylcholine lysophospholipase A1 activity. The transcript is spliced from 6 exons. The coding region runs from base 73 to 1140 and encodes 355 amino acids. Lineage: Eukaryota; Fungi; Ascomycota; Dothideomycetes; Mycosphaerellales; Mycosphaerellaceae. The record is from RefSeq and is a predicted model, not a curated record.
UGGUUACUCGCCGCGGCCGUGAUUUCUUUGGUUGUGAUUUCGUUGGGGCGGAAUAAUGAUGUACGGAAUAGGAUGGCGCAGGUUUCGAUGCCGUUCAAGGGAAAAGGCGAUUGGAGUGAGUGGAGGCCGGAGUUUAUAGAUGAGUUUCUUCCGGAGGGGAAGGGUGAGGCGAAGACGGAGGGAAAGGAUGAGGGUGGUGAGGAGGUGGUGAACGGCGACUCUACUCCGGAGACGAAAGGCGACUCCAUUCCGGAGACAAAAGGCGACGACACUCCCGCCUCCGCGAAGAGCGACUCCGAACAACCUGGUAGUCACUCUGUCAUCAAUGUGCCGCUAAGGAUUCUCCCCGUUGGCGACAGCAUUACGGAAGGAAAGGAACGAAAUGGGAACAAUGGAUGGCGACUUCCGUUGAGGAAUCACUUAGUGCAGGAAGGACGCUCGGUGGACUUCAUCGGCACAAAAGAAACGGGCGACAACAACCCAGACAAUCAGCACGAAGGCUGGGGCGGCCAAGCCAUGGUCGUAAUCCAAGAAAAAAUCAUGGCAAACAAUAUUCUCACCCAGCACCCGAACCUCGUACUCCUCGGCGCGGGCACCAACGACUGCAACGAAGGUUUUGGUCUGCCUCCUACGGAACCACACGAAUCUGAGAUUAUCCGGCUGGAAAAUCUCAUGGAUGCGAUUCUAUGCGAGAACCCCGACGCCGCCCUGAUCGUGGCGCAAAUCACGGACAAUCUCACGGAUCUGAAGGAUACCGAGCGAGUGCGGAAGUUCAAUUCGCAGAUUCCGGGACUGGUGGAGAAGAAAAGGAAGCAGGGGUUCCGGGUGGGCAUAGUGGACAUGUUCAACGCGGUGGGGUACAACCUCGAUGACUCAGGCAUCCACCCCUCCGAAAAGGGCUACAACGCCAUGGCAGCAGCUUGGUUUGAAGCCAUCAAACUCCUACCUGAAGAAUGGAUCCAGCCGGCGAGGGAACCGGGUUCCAAAGCGCCGACGUUUUGGAGUCAACAGGAAACGCUGGCGUGUGGGGCUUUGAAAGGCUGGGACCGCGAUUACUUUGUCACGAAUAAAUCGCAGUCCGCGUGGAUGUACCCGCCCAAGGAGGAUAUGAGUAAUUGGACGAGAUUGCAUGAGUUGUAG